AUGAGGCAUCAUCCACGUGCCCGCCCAGAUGGUGCCCAGCUGGUGGAGGGCAGGUCCUCAGUCCACACCGUCAGGCAGGUACUCAGUCCAUACCGUCAGACAGGUACUCAGUCCUCACCGUCAGGCAGGUCCUCAGUCCUCACCGUCAGGCAGGUCCUCAGUCCACACCGUCAGGCAGGUACUCAGUCCACACCGUCAGGCAGGUCCUCAGUCCACACCGUCCUCAGUCCACACGUCAGGCAGGUACUCAGUCCACACCGUCAGGCAGGUACUCAGUCCACACCGUCAGGCAGGUCACCAAUCCACACCGUCCAGGCGGGUCCUCAGUCCACACCGUCAGGCAGGUCCUCAGUCCACAGUCUCGGGUCAGUCACCGUCAGGUCUCAGUCACACCGUCCUCAGUCCACCGUCAGGGCAGGUCCUCAGUCCACACCGUCAGGCAGGUACUCAGUCCACACCGUCAGGCAGGUCCUCAGUCCACACCGUCAGGCAGGUCCUCAGUCCACACCGUCAGGCAGGUCCUCAGUCCACACCGUCAGGCAGGUCCUCAGUCCACACCGUCAGGCAGCUGCCCUCCUUAGUCGUGGCUCCUCCCGGCACUCUGUAGCAACCAAUAGGGGGAGACCCAUGGCACAAGUAGCCAACCAAGGGCCAGAUACCAAAGUGAUGGGCGGAGCUUUCUUGCCCAACUCUUCUCAGGGGAAUGUUGAUUGGCUUGUUAAGAUCACGAAUCUCUGCGUUCCCCUGGCCCCCAUCCCAGUCUCAUGUUCCCCUGGCCCCCAACCCAGUCUCUGCGUUCCCUGGCCCCCAUCCCAGUCUCUGGCAGUGUUCCCUGGUCUCAUCCUAGUCUCUCAGUGUUCCUGGCUCCUGCAACCCAGUUCUGCGUUCCCUGGCCCCCAUCCCAGUCCCCCUGUCCCUGGCCCCCCAUCCCAGUCCUGCGUCCCUGCCCCAUCCCAGUCCUGCGUUCCCUGGCCCCAUCCCAGUUCCCCAGGUUCCCCUGGCUCCCAUCCCCAGUCUCUGUGUCUCCCUGGCCCCAUCCCAGUCUCAUGUCUCCCUGGCCCCCCAUCCCAGUCUCUGUCCCCUGCCCCCAUCCCAGUCUGUCUCUGGCCCCCAUCCCAGUCUCUGCGUCUCCUGGGUCUCCCUCCAUCCCAGUCUCUGCGUCUCUGCCCCCACCCCCAGUCUUUUAUGUCUCUGGGUUCUAUCCCAGUCUCUGGUGUCUCUGGCUCCCCCAUCCCAGUCUCUGCGUCCCCUGGCCCCCCAUCCCCAGUCUCUCAGGUUCCCUGGCCCCAUCCUGUAGUCCCCCUGCGUCUCUGGCCUCCCCAUCCCAGUCUCCCAGUGUCUCUGGUCCCCCAUCCCAGCCCCCUGUUCCCCAGCCCCAUCCCCAGUCUCCCCUAUGUUCCCCUGUCUCUAUCCCAGUCUCUCAAGGUCUCUGGCUCCCCAUCCCAGGCCCUGUCUCUGGGCCCCAUCCCAGUCUCUCCAUGUCCUGGCUCUGAUCCUAUCUCUGCGUUCCUGGCCCCCAUCCCAGUCUCUGCAAGCCCUGGUCUCCCCAUCCCAGUCUCGCGUCUCUGCCCCCAUCCCAGUCUCUGCGUCUCUGGCCUCCCCAUCCUGGUCUCUGCGUCUCUGGCUCCCCAUCCCAGUCUCUCAGUUCCCUGCCCCCAUCCCAGUCUCUGCGUUCCCCUGGCCCCCAUCCCAGUCUCUGCGUUCCCCUGGCCCCCAUCCCAGUCUCUGCGUUCCCCUGGUCCUCCUACCCUCAACUUCGAUCAUUAA
This is a messenger RNA of Homarus americanus (American lobster), 1767 nucleotides long. Its product is annotated as vegetative cell wall protein gp1-like. Lineage: Eukaryota; Metazoa; Arthropoda; Malacostraca; Decapoda; Nephropidae. The transcript has 4 exons. Bases 1 to 1767 code for a protein of 588 amino acids. The record is from RefSeq and is a predicted model, not a curated record.